Oenanthe melanoleuca is the source of this 5060-nucleotide messenger RNA. RefSeq names its product IQ motif containing H (gene IQCH). The record is from RefSeq and is a predicted model, not a curated record. NCBI's taxonomy places the organism in Eukaryota, Metazoa, Chordata, Aves, Passeriformes, Muscicapidae.
GCCAUGGCCGGAGCGGGGCCGGUACGGGCGGGUGGGCUCGGACGGCGCCGGCACUUUCCUUCCCGAACCGGCCUCUCCUGGCCCAGCAGAGCAGCCGGGACACCCCGGUCAUCCCUCAGCACCCCGGCUGAGGGGAGCACCCCGGUGCUGUGAGGGGCGGGGGGUGCGCGGGGUUCGGCCGUGCCUGAGGGGCUGGUUUUUGAGGUCCUUGCCCCGUGAAACCACCUGUGCCGUGCGUGUGGGAUGUGUGAGGAAAUAUUCCUUAAGCGGAGAAUCUCAGUCCUGAAGUUUAUUGCCACUGCUUUGUGAGAUUCAAGAAGACCUUCAGAAGUUUAAAAUGGAAAAAAAGAGCUUGAAAGGAAAUGCAGAAGCCGUGGAUAUUUGUGACCUCAGAAAAGCAGCUGAAAGGACUGAACUUGGGCUGAGAAAACAUGCUGAGAAUUAUUUAAAUGUUAUAAACAGCCAAGAGUUAACUCUUUCUUCAGCUGUUAAUAAAGAAGUGGAUUCCAAAGAGCCCCUUAAGUGCAGGAAUUUUCCUUUUGGUGCCUGUCAGGAGCAGCUGGUUCUGCCACCAGUGGAGCCUGUGACUGUGCAGAGGUGCAGCAGAUCAGCCCCACGUGUGUGCCAGGGCCCCCAGCAGCAGGUGGAAAUGGAUUUUAAUAUUAUGCUUGACCCAGAGAACACAGAUAAUAAAUCUGGUUUAAAACAUCCCAAUGAGGAGACCAGGCUGCCACUUAUAACUAAGAAAAAAUCUGCUUCUGUGUGCAGGCAGAAAGGUCCCACAGUCACCAAGCCCUGGCCUCUGCCUGCCUGUCACUGCCUGGCAGCAGGAGAGAUCCCAAAAGGUGCCCUGAGCCUCAGUGGCCAAAGGCUCAUCCUUCCAGCAGCAGGGAGAGCCCUGCCAGCCCCUCCUGCUGUGUCCAGAGCAGCUCCUUGUCCUGAGCUCCCCAGGCAGCACAAGGAACCAGCUGUGGGAGAGAUCAGGCUGGCCCCUGAGAACACAGACACCAUCACCUUCCCAAAGGCAAAGGAAGCAAUUUAUGGCACACACUCCUGUGCUGAAGGGAACAUUGCACCCCUCCCAUCCAGAAAUUCCAUGGUUUCAACAGGGAAAUCAAAGCCAGAGUGGAGAUCUCCAGCUCAGCAGUUGGAAUCUGAGGGGCACAUUCCCUCUCAGACACAGCCCCCACAAACAGCUCAGCCCUUCCAGGAUCCCUGCUUGGACUGGGACACUGCUGUUCACCAGAAAGCUCCAGGUUUCCUGGCACUCCAACACCACCACCAUUCCUCUUGUGGGGGGAGCAUUGUGGGGAUUUUGGAACCCACAGAAAAGCUCCUCAAAAACCACAAUGGCCAAAAAUCAGCACAGAUCACCUCGGAGCUGGAUUUUAAAGAGAGCCCCACCAGAAGUGCUGCUGUGUCAGUGGUGAAGGAGCAGCCAGCUGUGGAGAGGCUCCUGGAGCAGGCUGGCCAGAGCAGCAGGGGCAGGGCAGGGGCUGCAGCAGGCAGCAGUGGGCAGCAGCCCUGGCCAGCAGCUGUCAUCUGGGACUCCUGCCUGAGCAGCACCCUGGGGGAGGCCCAGCACAGACACCUGCAGAACUUCUACAGCAGGGCCAAGCAUCUGGCAGCCAACUGGAAUCGCAUCAGGACCUCCAGGAGGACUAUUAUCCAUAUCCCAUCAUUAGGAUAUUCCCAGCACAUCCGUGAGCACAUCCCUGAUCUUGCUGUCCAGCAGAACCUGCAGAUGGGGAGGCUCUGUGACAUCCUGGAUGCCAACGUGGAUGUCAUCUACAUCUGCCCCCUUGCUCUGAGUGAGGAGGUGCUGCAGUAUUACAAUAAACUCCUGGGUCUGCAGGCAGCUGUUAGAUCUGGGAACCCUGAGGACAUGGCUGACCUGCAGGACAGGUUCAAAAUUCUCACCCCUGAAGCUAUAAACAGCUUCCCUGAGCAUCACAUGUGCCUGGCCACUGUGCUGAGGUACAGCCCCAGGACCCUGCAGAGGCUGCAGGCUCUGCUGCAGGGCAGGGAUGCCUACAUGGUUGGGGGGGUUCCCCACCUGGAUGAUUUGGCUGUGGCUGAUGAGCUCCAGGUGCCAGUUUUGGGCUCAGAGCCAGCAGUGGCUCAGCUCUACAGCACCAAGUCUGGCAGCAAGAGAAUCUUUGCCAGUGCUGGGGUGCCAACCCCUCCUGGAGAGUGGGACAUCCACAGCAGGGAGCAGCUGCUCCGGGCUCUCAGCCGGCUCGUCCUGGACAAUUUGGAAGUGCAGCGCUGGCUCUUCAAGGUGGACGGUGAGAGGGGAGGAGAUGGCACUGCCUUCUGUGACGUCAUUUGUCACCUGGAAUGCUAUCCCUGCAUCCAGAGGGAGUGGCAGGGACACGGCCCCGACCUGGGCAGGGACAGCCAGGCUCGGGAGCUAGCUUUGGUGAAGAUCUCCCAGGAGCUGCCGGGCCUUUUAGCACAGCACGUACAGCCAGUCAAUGAGAAACGAUUCCCUACAUGGGAAAAAUUCCUCCAAACAUUUCUUACUCAAGGUGGAGUGAUCGAAGCCUUCCCUUCUCGCCAGCGUCACCAACCUGACGUGGAUGUGCUGAUAGAGCCGACAGGGCAGGUGGCCCUGCUGUCAUCUGGGGACCAGCUCCACGCCGAGGGGCCCCUCAGGUCCUCUGGCAGCACCAUCCCACAGCGUUCUGUGGACCCUGAGCUCCUUCAAGGUCUCUGCUGGAGGAUUGGGGAGGCCUGUAAAUCCAAAGGAGUGCUCGGCUACUUCUCCGUGGACUUUGUGGCUUUCACCCCCCAGACCAGGGAGCAGCAGGUGUGGGCAACAGACCUUGACCUCUGCUACAGUGACCAGCUGGCCCUGACUCAGCUCCUGUUGUACAUGACAGAUGGAAAUCUGGAUUGUGGCUCCAGCCCCCUGCAAGGACCUCUGGGGCCAAAGGGAAGCAAAAGCCAAAGGGGCCAGCACGAGGGGACAAACCCUCCUGGCCCCAGCAGCCCCCUGUGUGCCGUGGCCAGCAGCCAGCUGAGGCACUCCAGCCUGGCAGGGAUCCCCUACAGCCUCCUGCUCCACACCUGCAAAGCUCGUGGGGUUGGAUUUGACCUCCAGGAAAAACAGGGAACAGUUUUUGUGUUGUAUGAAGACCAGAAGCGACACAGACUGGGAAUGGUAACAAUCGGGGAGGAUCUCCAGGGGGUCCUCCUGACCUUUGCUCGCAAUCUCUUCAUCAUCCAUCAAGAAAUAUCAGCACCUAAUAUGCAAGGCGAGACCAAUUUUAAGAUGGCAAUUCGAGAUAUUGAAGCAAUUCUAGGAGUUACAGCAGAAAACAAACUGAGAUUGGAAGAAGAGCAACCUUGGGAAGCAGAUGCUCUGAAAGAAUAGUUAACAGAAAACGUUCAAGUGCCUCAUUCCUUAUGCUUCUGUAAGAACAGGUUUGGUUUUCCUUCUGAGCUGCUGUAACAUUGAGACAGAAAAUCUCUGAUUCCUGGCAUUGGGAACAUCCCACCUUCCUUUUGAAAAGCACAGGAUCAUCCUAAUGCUCCUCAUGUCCCUCUUGUCAUUCCUGAAGUUCAGCAGCUAAAACUCUUAUUAAUGGGGUUGUGCUGCCUUUGUCACUGACUCAGAGCCCUGAGAGCCCAAAUUCCAACAGGCUGAAAUCCUGAGCACUGAAAGGCUCAGGUCCUUUCCAGCCCAAACCAUCCCAUGGUUCUUUUGCCUAUAAAUCCUUAAUUUAAACCCACUUUAUCAAUAAUCCCAGCAACCCCCAUUCCCCUGCAGAACCACCUCUAUUGUUGUGCUGCUUCUUCUAUUAUCUAAAGACUUUUGCAGCAGUUCUUCUAUGGUCAUUUUUAAAUUAUCAAAAAGAACAGUAAUAGCACUAAUUCAUCACUGAUUCCCAGAUUUCCAUGACUUUUGCAGGUCUGUCCAUCUGUAUUUUGGAUAUUGGUGACUCUUUUGGUCACAAUUGCUGUGCACUGUUGUUAAAGGACAGUAUUAUAUUUGUAAAAUGAUCUUUCUCCAUUAUAUCUUUAAUAUCCCAAGAGACACUUCCACAUUUUACUAUGGAAGAGCAGAUCUCAUUGAAUGGAGACUGUUAUCCUAGGAAUGCCAAGUAUCAUUGGGAUUGCUUCCCAAAAAAGCUCAGCAAAACCAGUUUUAACACAAAUACUAAAUGAGGCCAAGCAGUUGCACAAGAUCAGCACCCAAUUUUUCUGAUAGCAAAUCUUUGAUCCCUCAGCAUGAGACAUUAUCUUUUGUGGAGCUUUUUCCUCUUCUGCUUUGGUCACAGAAUGAAUUCAUUGCAGAUGAAAACAUUUGCCUAAAUGCUGAUUCCUGCUUCAAAUACAAAUCCACAGGAGUAUUUUUAAUUCCUGGUUUUAUUGCUGUUUUACAUCCAUGUAGUGUUGGGUUUGGACAGCCCAGAGCUCACAGAGAUUUUCCCAAGGUGGAAUUUAGCUGCACUUGAGCUGGUUUCCAAAGGGUUAAGGGAAAGGAAGCCUUGAUCCAAGCCAGAACAACAUAAGGUCUGAGAGGCUCAUUAGUUCACUGGCACUUAAUAGACUGCAGUGUCCUGGGAGGAAAUGAAACCUGCACUUCCUUCUGCCUUUGUUCUGCUCUGACAAAAGAAAACUGUACCUGGUUUUGCAGCAAACAAGACCUGAAAGUUCCUGUGGUGAGAGAGAUUUCUCAGUGUGUGCAAAGUGUGAAAUGUAUUUUGAGGAGAGAGAAAAAGUUUUUAAUUACUACUAACACUUCAGAGCCUUGAGCUGAUGGAAGGAUUGAAACUGCUCUGCAGUCUCUCACAUUCAGCUCCCAUGCUGCUGCUGCCAAAAAUGUGGUUUUUUAGCAGUGCUGCAGAUUUAAAAUGAAAUUAUAAUUAUUGUUAAAAAGUCAGGAAUAUAAUUCUGUUCACACUACUGGAUUAUUUAUUCUCACUCAUUAAAAGAGUAAUAGAGUUGUUGAACUGUAAACUGAAUUUCAGAACGUGAGCUGGAUGGGAAGAAAACACAACACAAGUGUGAAGCAAGAUAUUAAAGGUGGCCCAAAUGUGGCUUUUCUUUAG